AUGAAGUCCAAGUCAUCUAGGCAGGCUCCAAUUCAGCACAAAUCCGCUGAAAGCGACGAUAUUUUAUCCUUAAUUAAAUCGGCAAAGCACGCGAUAAAUUGAAGAGAUUUUAAAAAAAAUAGCAAUUUAUCCAGCUUAAAAUUCCCACAAAAUAAACACCCAAGAACCCAAAUAAUCAAAAAUCCAAAAGAUGACCUCCCUGAGCUAGGAAAAUAUUUACUCCCCCCCCCCCCUCCGUGAGCGAACAAAACCAUUAGAAAAAAUCGCCAUUUUUUGACCAAAAACCCACCCUCCGUGAGUGAACAAAAAAUUUUUUUAAUAGAAAAAAAUUUUAAUGGAAAAAAUUUUGAUAUAUAAGUGAUAAUUAGUAUAAUGAAAUCUAGAGCUAAUUCUGUUUAAUUUUAAACAAAUUGCGUUUUAAAACAUAAAUUUUGCAAAUUAAAUUAAUAUUUGCUUCCCAUUUUUGCAAAUUAGGAUUUUUUUAAAUUUCGAAAAAAAUAUUUUUUAUAAAAUUUAUAUAUAAAUUUUUUUUAAAAAACAAAAUUACCCCCCUCCGUGAGCGAACAAAAUUUUUUUGUUCGCUCACGGAGGGGGGGGGGGGAGUUAGUAAAUCUGAACACAUCAGAUAUUUCAUAUCUCAAAGAUGCCUUAAAGCCUCCAAAAACUGCCCUUCAGCCAAUAGUAAUUUUUCCAACCGAUAUCAAGCAUUUAGAAAAGUUUCUAGAAGGGAUGGACAAAAGCGAUUCCCCAAGCGCCCAUGCAACCCAUCUACUAAUUAACCAGUCUCUUUGCAAAAAAGAAGGCUGCCUUGAUCACUUGCUAAUAAACAACCAAAGUGAGGGAAAUCUCAGAAAAGGAUUUCGGAGUGUAGCACUUGCAUCGGAAAGAUCAAUUGAUAUAUUAGAAAGAUAUGAUUUAGGCAGUCCAUCUGGUCGGCAAGAAGUAUCAAACCUAAAAAACUGACUGGAUUUAAUGAGGAGCAAAUAUCUUAGAAGCGGUGACUCUGAAGAUGAAAAUACUUUAGAAGACCUAAGAUCAGGCGAGCUAAUCUACACAAUAUGCCAAAGAGAAUUAAUCCGUCAAGUGUCAGUAUAUUGUGUAGAAAGAGGAGAGUUAUUAGAAGAAAUAUUUAAAGGCUUUGAUUUUAUUUACAAACAAAGGGAAAAAAUUAAAGAAAGCUUAUUCGAAAACUCAAAAGAAAAAGCAAAAAUAGAUCAAUAUGAUAAAGAAAAACUUUUGAAUUUGCAAGUAAAAGAUUUAACGCUUCAAUUGCAAUCUUUAACUGAUAAAUUAGAAGUGAAUAAAGAUAAAAAGAAUGGGCUUAAAAAAGAACUGGAACUUCUCUCCAAAGAGUAUGAGGAUUUUAAGAUAAAAAGUGAUAAAAGUGCUGAAGAAUGGAAGAAAAUUGAGAGGAAACUGAGGAAGGAAAUAGAAAAAUUAAAAGAUAUUUAUAUGGAAAAUGCACAGGAUAGGCUAAAAUAUGAAAACUCGAAAACUGAUUUAACUAAGAUCAGUGAAAAUCCUGCAGAAAAAGAAAGCUCCCUUGCCAAUAACAAUUUAAGGCUAUUUGUAGGCAAUGGCAUAAUGAAUGUCAGCAAAACGUAUAGAUUUUCAAGAAGUGUAAAGCAAGGGAUUGACAUAGAAGUACAGACAGAUAUCCCGGAUCCUCCGAAAGAAGUGAUAAUAGCUCCCGAGUCAAAAUCUAUAGCUGAACCCCAAAAAGCUCCUGAAGCUCCGAAAGUAGUUAAAAAGAAGACUAAAAAGCCUAUAUUAAGGAACAGAUACUCCCAAACGGAUUCCAGGCAAAACUCGAUCAAAAAAAUUAAAACUGAAGAAGUUGUAGAAGUUAUCAAUAAUGAAAUUCCUAUAAAGCAGAAUAAUGAAGAAAUAGAAGAAAUACCAAAUUCUUCAGACACUUCUCAAAAUGUUAUUGAAAACCCUCCCGAACCACCUGUUCAAGAAGUUAAAAUCGACGAAAUAGAAGCAGGCCAAGACUCCCCAGAUAUAACUCCAAGAAUGGAACACCAAGGUACAGCUCAAGUCCAAGAAAAUGGACAAAAACUAUUAAACCCAAAUAGCAUAGGAGCAAAAGAUAAAAAGCAAAGAAUAAUCAAAACAAGAAAAUCGGUGAUGCUCGCUGCUCCUCCUUUAGCACUUAAUGAAAUAGAAUCUGGGAAAAAUAGUCAACCAAUUUCGCGGAGAUCAAAAAAAUCUAGUAGAACUCUACCAAAAAACCAAGACGAAUUAGGAGAAUUGCAGUCUAAGUCAGAAAGAGACCAGAAAAGAAUGUCAAAUAGAGGAGAUGACUCAAAUCGAGAAUCAAAUGAAAAAUCACUAAAUAUCGAUGCUUCAGAACAAGCUAAUACGCCUAAGCUGCAAAAAGGUGAGACGAUAUCGAGGGCUAGUAAAGAGAUAAUUAACGAAGAGAAAACAAUGAGAAAGGCAAGAGAACACAAGGCAAAAAGAAAAAGGGAAAAUUUGAGUCCAUCAAAAAAGGAUGAAGUUAGCCCCGACAUGCAGGAUUCUGAUUUUGAAGAAAAUAUUGAUCCAGAAAGUCCAAAUCAAGAAAACUUCGAAGCUCAGCAGGACGAAAGAGAGCCAGCAAUCUCCGCAAAUAGAAAAAAGAAAUAUAAAAAAAAUUCAGUGAAUAAAUCAAGACCUGAAGAAUCUCAAUCAAAACUCGAAAAAUCUUCAUCAAAUAUACUUUCCCAAGUUCCUCAGACUUCUAUUGAAAUUCCUAGCACUCCAGAGCCUCCAAACUCAAACAGACUUUCUCCAACUUCUCAGCUUCACAGCCCAGAUCUUGCACGUUCCUACUCAAUCACAAGUUUUAAAGAACUAGAAGAAGAAAACGUUAGCAUUGUGAACAUAAUCCCUCCAGAAGCAGAUCGCCCUUCAUGGACUUUAGGCUACCAAGCAGGCUAUGAAGUAGGAAAACGUGAAGGUUUUCGGGACGGUGAAGCCUUUGGUAUAGAAGAAGGGCAAAUGAAUGGCUACAUAAAAGCUUCAAGAGAAUACGCAAAUAACUCAAGAAACUCUCAGCUGGACGUAUCUGAUGAAGACUACUGGGAAACUGAUAACCAGUCAGAAAGUGACGAAGAUUACAAAGAAACUAAAGAAAGUGAGGAAAAUAACACAGAAGAAUCAGAAAGAAAACAUAAAGAAAGAUACAAAAAAAGAGUCAAAAGUAUAAUGAAAAAUGAAAUUAGAAAAAUGGAGACAGAAAAGUUAGCUGAAUUGCAAGAGAACGAAAGUGAAGAAGAAUAUGAAGAUAAAGGAUUGAGCUUUGAUACUGAAAAACUUACGAUUGAGAGUGAAGACGAAGAAGAUUAUGAUGAGAUUAAGCUAGACAAAGAUAUGAAUAAAGAAGAAAAAGAAGCAAAGAUAAAUGACGAAAAAGGUAAAUAUAGCGGACAUAGAGACUCAGUCGAAAAACCAAAAGUCAGAGAGGUCACCAAAUUCGCUGAAUUUCACUUCCACAAGCGCGAGACCAAAAGAAUCCACAAAAAAGUCCUCUCUUCUGCCCCUCUUUUAAAAAAAUUUUUAAGUCGUUCCAUGAAAUGAAUUUUACGCAAAGCUACAAUGAGCCGCAGAAUGGUCAAUAAAAUAAUAUCUUCCUUCUGUACAUCUUCUUCAUCAAACAAAAUCAGCAAUUCCUACUCUGUGCUUGACUAUCUCUAUAAUGACAUGUCAGAAAAAUACGCCCUGAAAAAAAUCACUGAUCGAAAAUUCCUUGAAUUUAUUGCUUCCCUCUUGCGGUCGUCAGACUCAAGACGUGCCCUGAUGUUUUUAAAGUUAACUGGCCUCAGCGACAAAAUAAACAUGAAAGGCUACUCUAUAUUUACUUUCAAAUUCUAUUUAAAGGCACUUUCAUUUAUGCAGAAGGCAAAAAUCGGAAUAAAUUCAUCAUUUGACGAAACUGCUGAUAUUAUUUAUAUGCCAACUUUAAGAGCUAUUGAGUGCGUUAAGGAUAAACUUGAUGGAAUUGUAGAUAAAGCGGUCAUGAAUAAAUUAAUUUCACAAGUAGAGCAAGCCUCAAUACAAGACCCUCUGAAAAUAAACACAGGGCUUGUAGAAGAAGAAUAUGUGCUAGAGCUAAUGGUGGAGCAGUAUGAAGAAUAUCAAGGGAAAAUACAAAAAGGGGUUGAUGAAGCAGUUUCUGCUAUAAAAUGUAAUGAAGAUUCCAGUUACAUGUCUAAAUGUGAGUUUAUGCUUCUCGCAAGACAUAUUUCCCCUGUUAAAUUUUCUGCCAUGCAAAAAGAUGAUGCAGAGCUUAACAUGAAAAAUAGCAUGUCUCUAGUUGAUUUUAAAAGUAAAUGCAUAGAAAAAGGGAUAUUGAGUAUCAAUGAUGUAAAAUUGUUCUGCCAAGUAAAUGACGAGUACUCAAAAGAAGAAAUUUCAGAAGAAAUUAAAACUUCUAUUGAAGAAAUGAUAAUGAUUGUGAAAAAUAUUGAGAAUAUAGAAGAAAAAAAUAUUUUGAAUAAAGAAGAAUGGGAAAUGAAGCUCACAAACUGUGAAAAUGGGGUUGAUGAGAGAGAUGCUAAACUCACAAAGUUAGCCUGGAAGUUGUAUCAAGAUGAACUGCAGCGAUUAAAGUCAUUGAUAAAAGAAACAUAA
Messenger RNA from Blepharisma stoltei, 4617 nucleotides. The record is from the annotation of a GenBank genome assembly. NCBI's taxonomy places the organism in Eukaryota, Ciliophora, Heterotrichea, Heterotrichida, Blepharismidae.